This is a messenger RNA of Brassica napus (rape), 5642 nucleotides long. RefSeq names its product retrovirus-related Pol polyprotein from transposon TNT 1-94. Gene Ontology annotation, biological process: DNA integration. Gene Ontology annotation, cellular component: membrane. The transcript has 2 exons. The coding region runs from base 339 to 4466 and encodes 1375 amino acids. The record is from RefSeq and is a predicted model, not a curated record. Gene Ontology annotation, molecular function: nucleic acid binding; zinc ion binding. Lineage: Eukaryota; Viridiplantae; Streptophyta; Magnoliopsida; Brassicales; Brassicaceae.
AGCUCGAGCUGAUUCAGAGUGAUAGAAAGAGAGAAGCGAGAGAGUAGAGAGACUGGCGGUUACGAUUGUAAUCCAAGCUCAAGAUUGAGCUGAGUAGUGGAUUGCUGAUCUGAGAUCAGCCCCAGGAGAUAUAGCGGCUCUCUCACAUUGAGAAAGUGCGGUGAACCUGGGUAACAAACUCUUGUGCAGUUUCUUGUUGAGUUACUCUAGACGAUCGAACAAGAAUCGAGUAGAUCUCGGUGAUAGAAGCUAUAAGCUUUCACAAAUUGGUAUCAGAGCUUGUGUUAAGCUUCGAGGAGAUCGCGAUUGAAGAUUCGAGGUGUUCGAGAAGGUGAUUCAUGUCGCUACCGAUGACUGGAUCCAAGAUCGAGAUCGAACGGUUCGAUGGAGAUGGUGACUUCUCCCUGUGGAAGAGAAGGAUGUAUGCGUUUCUCAGCGUAUCUGGAUUGAAGGACGCUCUGGAAGCAAAAACCUCAAGCUCAGAGGUUAAAGAUGAAGCUUCAGACGAUGAUGAUCUUGAUGCGAAGAAAGAGAAGCAAGCGGUUUUGGAUGCAAGAUCGGAGCGUUGCGAGAAAGCAAUGAAUCUGAUAUUCUUGAACGUAGGUGAUCAUGUUCUGAGGAAGAUCGAGAGAUGUACAACAGCUGCAGAUACAUGGUUACUUCUGGAAACUCUGUAUCAGCCAAAGUCUUUACCUAACAGAGUUCAUGCACAGCUCCAACUCUAUGGAUUCAAGAUGCAAGACGGAAAAACAAUCGAUGAGAAUGUAGAUGAUUUCCUCAAGAUAGUAGGAGAACUUAGUCAUCUGAGUAUUGAGGUUCCAGAGGAAGUACAAGCAGUGUUGCUGCUUAGUUCUUUGCCGUCAAAGUAUGAUCAGCUAAAGGAAACCUUGAAGUACAGCAGAGAUGUGAUAAAAGUGGAAGAUGUUACUAGCUCUGCUAAGUCGAAGGAGAAGGAACUCAAGGAAACUUCAGGGUCUCGGACAAGUUCAGAAGGUCACUUUGUAAGAGGAAGAUCAGAGAAUAGAACUUGGUCAUCAGGCAAAGGAAAGAAUUACGGAAGAUCUAGAUCAAAGUCUGCAGAAGGAAAGAAGAUUUGCUGGAUCUGUGGCAAAGAAGGUCACUUCAAGAAACAGUGCUACAAGUGGCUUGAGAGGAACAAAGGAAAGUCUCAAUCGAGAAACCAACCUGAGUCAUCAUUGGCCAGAGAUGAUGCUCAAGAUUUGGUGGGCUUAAUAGCAAGCGAGGUAAACUUGUCUCAGGAUCAGAACGACCUUGAAGAAUGGGUACUUGAUACCGGAUGUUCGUUUCACAUGACGGCGAGGAAGGAAGUGUUCAUCAAUCUGCAGGAGAAAGCAUCGGGAAAGGUCAGAAUGGCUAACAACAGUCAUACUGAAGUUAAAGGCAUUGGCUCUGUGCGUUUCAGGAAUCAGGACGGCACUACCUUUGUACUGCACGAGGUCAGAUUCAUGCCAGGAAUCGCACGAAAUCUCAUCUCUUUGGGCAAUCUUGAACAAAAAGGAUGUGAAUUCAGAGGAUCUGGAGGAGUUGUGAAGAUUGUUAAAGGGUGUGUAGUGAUUAUGAAAGGAGAACGUAAAGGAAAUGAUACGUUGUAUAUUCUAAAAGGCAGUGCAGUAAAGGUAGAAGCUUGUACGGCUGCGGCGUCAAGUCAAAUAUCGGAUGAGGAGGCAAAGAUGGCUACAACAAGACUCUGGCAUAGCAGACUUGGUCAUGUAGGCCAGAAAGGGUUAGAAGUGCUGGCCAAGGAAGGUUGCAUUGACAAGUCAAGCAUCACGAAUCUUGACUUUUGCGAAGACUGUGUAAUUGGAAAGGCUCAUAAAGUGAGUUUUGGCAAAGCAAAGCACGUUACCAAAGAGAAACUAGACUAUGUUCACUCUGAUCUGUGGGGUUCACCAAACGUACCAGAAAGUCUCAGCAGCUGUCAUUACUUCAUAUCAUUUAUCGACGAUUGGUCAAGAAAAGUUUGGAUAUACUUUCUCAAGACAAAAGACGAGGCUUUUGAGAAGUUUGUGGAGUGGAAGAAGAUGGUCGAAAUACAGUCUGAGAGAAAAGUGAAGAAGUUAAGAACAGAUAACGGUCUCGAGUAUUGCAACUUGAGAUUCGACAAGUUCUGUAAAGAAGAAGGAGUAGUAAGACACAGAACGUGUACUUAUACCCCUCAGCAAAACGGAGUUGCUGAGAGACUGAAUCGAAGCAUAAUGAACAAGGUCCGCAGUAUAUUGAGUGAGAGCGGCUUGGAACUCAAAUUUUGGGCUGAAGCGGCAUCUACUUCAGUAUAUGUCAUUAACCGGCUUCCAUCAUCAGCUAUAGAUUUUGAGAUUCCUGAACAGAGAUGGACUACAGCGUUACCAGAGUUGUCAGGCUUAAGGAGAUUUGGGUGCGUGGUGUAUGUGCACACAGACGAAGGGAAACUGAACCCAAGAUCGAAGAAAGGAGUGUUCACUGGUUAUCCUGAGGGAGUAAAGGGGUUUAGAGUUUGGUUGCUGGAUGAUGAACGGUGUGUCAUCAGCAGGAACGUCAUAUUUCGAGAAGACUUGAUGUACAAAGACAUCAACAAGAUUGAAUCUUCAGGUACCUCUAUCCUUGUUCCAUAUGAUUUAACUAAUAAAAGUUCGAGUCUUGAUCUUGCAGGUGAUCAAGAAGAACAGGUUAAUACUCAAGAAGGUGUUUCAAGUUCAACUGGUGCUGGUGAAACUACGGUUCAGACUGAAGCAAUUGAGACAUCUAAAAAUCAACAAGAUGUGAGCAGCUAUCAGUUGGUUAGAGACAGGGAGAAGAGGCAGAUACGUCAACCUUCAAAGUUUAAAGACUACCAGACGUAUGAAGGAGAUGAAGUGAUUGCUGGCUUCGCAUAUUUGAUAAUGGAGGAUGCUGGAAGACGUGAGCCCAGCAAUCAUCAGGAAGUGUUAGAAGACCCUGACAGUGAGUUGUGGAUAGGAGCAGAACAAGAAGAGAUGACUUCCCUGAAGAAAAAUGCAACAUGGAUUCUAGUUGACAGAGUUAAAGGUCAGAAGCCGAUAGGUUGCAAGUGGGUCUACAAACGAAAGGCAGGCAUUGCAGGCGUUGAGGAUCCUAGGUUCAAAGCUCGUUUGGUGGCGAAGGGAUAUGCACAGAUAGAAGGAGUAGAUUUUCAAGAGAUAUUCUCACCUGUGGCUAAGCAUGUGUCAAUCAGGUUCUUGUUGUCCAUGGUGGUUCAUUUUGAUAUGGAACUUCAACAAAUGGACGUAAAGACUGCGUUUCUACACGGCUAUCUUGACGAAGACAUCUAUAUGGAUCAGCCUGAAGGGUAUGAGGAUAAGGAUUAUCCGGAGAAGGUGUGUCUUCUAAAGCGGUCUCUUUACGGUUUGAGACAAUCUCCUCGUCAGUGGAAUACGAGGUUUGACGAGUUCAUUGUGUCACAAGGUUUUGUGAGGAGUGAGUAUGACAUCUGCGUAUACUAUAAAGAAUAUGAGGAGGACAGUUAUGUUUAUCUGUUGUUAUAUGUGGACGACAUUCUUUUGGCGUCUAAAAGUAAGGUUCAAGUGACUGAGCUGAAGAAGUUACUCAGCUCGGAGUUUGAGAUGAAGGAUCUCGGGGAUGCUAAGAAGAUAUUAGGCAUGGAGAUUAUGCGUGAUCGAGAGAGAGGUACUUUAACAGUAUCUCAGGAGGACUACGCUUGGAAGGUGUUGGGGAAUUUCAGCAUGGAGAAAUCAAAAAGUGUGUCAACACCACUAGGGGCACACUUUCGCUUAAGCUCAGCGACUGAAAAGGAAUUAAAAGAUCAGGAGCUUUAUAUGAGAGACGUCCCUUAUCAGAGUGCUGUGGGGUCAUUAAUGUACUCAAUGGUGGGAACAAGACCUGAUCUGGCUUAUGCUAUUGGGAUGGUUUGUAGAUUCAUGAACGGUCCCAUAAAGAUUCAUUGGCAGGCAGUUAAAUGGAUUCUAAGGUAUCUGAGAGGAUCUACUAAAGUGAAGCUAGCAUACACAAACGAAGGAAAGUUUGUGGUCAAGGGCUACUGUGAUGCGGACUAUGGAGCAGACUUGGAUAAGCGUAGAUCUGUUACUGGGAUGGUGUUUACAGUUGGUGGAAAUGUUGUGAGUUGGAGAUCAAGUCUUCAAAAGUCUAUUGCAUUGUCAACUACAGAAGCAGAAUGGAUAGCGUUAGGAGAAGCUUCAAGAGAAGCCAUGUGGCUAAGAGGACUCAUCAAUGAGUUGGGAUUUGAACAAGACUUGGUGGAAGUCUUUUGUGAUUCUCAAAGUGCAAUCGCGCUUUCUAGGAACCCAGUUCAUCAUGAGAAAACCAAACACGUAGAUGUGAAGUACAACUUUGUUCGGGAGCUUGUUAGUGAGAAGAUCAUCGACGUUGUGAAGAUAGCAACACAGUAUAACCCUGCUGAUAUCUUCACCAAAGUGCUACCAGUCGGGAAGAUGCGGGAAGCUCUGAGGUUUCUCAGAAUCACAGAAACCUAAGAAGUAUUGGUUUAAGUUAUACAGCCUGGUGGGUUUAUCAGGGAGAUAAGAGGUUGAGCGAGUUUGCUCAGGAAGAGUUAACAAGAAGAGUUAACAGAAGAAGAAGAGAUCUGAAGUUUCUUGGUUUCAGGAGGAGUUGAUUUCAAGAAUCAACAAGUGAAGUCAGUGCAUACAUGAUACCUGGACAAGGAGGAGAUUUGAAGAUAUUUGUCCAUGUAUUUGUAUGUAUAUAAGUGUCUAACCGUCAGUCUCUCAUUUAGGUUAGCUUAACCGGUUUUGGUUAGCUAAGAGUCACGUGUAUUAUCACGUGAGUUGAGAGUUGUAUAGCGACGUUAUAUAAGUCGUUCUAUCUCAACUCUAGCUCGAGCUGAUUCAGAGUGAUAGAAAGAGAGAAGCGAGAGAGUAGAGAGACUGGCGGUUACGAUUGUAAUCCAAGCUCAAGAUUGAGCUGAGUAGUGGAUUGCUGAUCUGAGAUCAGCCCCAGGAGAUAUAGCGGCUCUCUCACAUUGAGAAAGUGCGGUGAACCUGGGUAACAAACUCUUGUGCAGUUUCUUGUUGAGUUACUCUAGACGAUCGAACAAGAAUCGAGUAGAUCUCGGUGAUAGAAGCUAUAAGCUUUCACAAUGACACUUUCAAGAUUUGAUAAUUUAUGUUAUCCCCAAGUCUCAGUAUUGUAGAUGACGUUAUUUUUUUAUUAGAUUUUUUUGGGUGGAUAGUUGAUCAAUGAUCCCACUCUUUCUUGAAAUAGUUUUUAGUGGAGGCAUUUGCCUCCACUCCAUUAAGUGGACCUGUGCAGCCCAAAAAGGGUAUCUGAUGUUGCUGCUUAAUUAGCAUGACUCAUUCAUAUUCGUAAGAGGAAAAGAUUCGUUUGCCCAUUUGUAUCCGUACCAACACGUUUCUUUCCGAGUCCACAUUGCAUAUAUCUCUAUCAGAUCUGAUUCUUUUUCGUUUUAAUCUUUUUAUCUCUUAAUCUUUGUUUCAUUGUCAAACAAAGUUUCUUUGGGUGCUUCUUUGUUUAUCCACGCCUUUCCUUUUGCAUUAGGGAUUACUAUCGAAAAGGUUUUGAUCUGAAGGAAGAAAACUCUCGGACCAGGAAAAGAACAGGGCGACUUUCUCGUUCUUGAUCAUUUCGUCCGUCUUAAGAAAUUGACUUCUGAUGCAAAAUCCUCCCCCCAU